AUGCGGAAGAGAAGAACUAGUGCCUCUCUUUCUUCACAUGGCGACCGCCUCUGCGACAGAGUAGAAGGCCUCCAGAGGAUGAGCUCCUUGGUCAGCAGCUCGCACCUCCAGCUAGCCGCCUUUGCUCUGGGUACGGUAGGCUGGAUCCUGUGCACCAUUUCAAUGGGAAUUGUGGAAUGGAGAGUGUGGCACGUGGAUAACACCACCAUUAUCUCCUCCGGCAUUGCCUGGGUGGGGAUUUGGAAAGUCUGCUUCAUCAGUUACCUUCACGUCUCGCCUGGCUAUAAAGAACAGUUCUGCCACAAAUUCAGCGGCUAUGACUCCUCCAUCCCCCAUGAAAUUUAUGCUGCUCAGGGUCUCCUGUUGAUCGCCAUGUGCGUGGGCUUGCUGGGACUGACUGCCACAGUAUUUGCUCUGAGAAAUGUUUAUAUGGGAAUCACUCAGAAAAACCUCAUUACCCGUUUCUUCCUGGUAGGUGGCUGCUUCUACAUACUGGCUGGUCUGUGCGUCCUGAUUCCCGUGAGCUGGAAUUUCUAUUCUGUAACGCACAACCAGAGCAUCGCUUUUCCUCCUUCUUACUACAUGCCCUCCAGCCCAGCGGCACAGGAAGCUGGUGCUGCCAUUCCUAUUGGGAUUGUAGCUGUCAUCCUCCUGCUGCUAAGUGGGACUUUUUCUCUCUCAUACAGAUUUCCAGUGACCGCAAACGCUAUCACAAAAUCCUGA
This is a messenger RNA of Pelecanus crispus (Dalmatian pelican), 723 nucleotides long. NCBI's taxonomy places the organism in Eukaryota, Metazoa, Chordata, Aves, Pelecaniformes, Pelecanidae. The record is from RefSeq and is a predicted model, not a curated record.